UGUGAGCGCGUCCGGUGUCGUCCCGACCAUGCCUGAGCCAGCCAAGUCGGCCCCGGCCCCGAAGAAGGGCUCGAAGAAGGCGGUGACCAAGGCGCAGAAGAAGGACGGCAAGAAGCGCAAGCGCAGCCGCAAGGAGAGCUACUCGGUGUACGUGUACAAGGUGCUGAAGCAGGUGCACCCCGACACCGGCAUCUCGUCCAAGGCCAUGGGCAUCAUGAACUCGUUCGUGAACGACAUCUUCGAGCGCAUCGCGGGCGAGGCGUCGCGCCUGGCGCAUUACAACAAGCGUUCGACCAUCACGUCCCGGGAGAUCCAGACGGCCGUGCGCCUGCUGCUGCCCGGGGAGUUGGCCAAGCACGCCGUGUCCGAGGGCACCAAGGCCGUCACCAAGUACACCAGCUCCAAGUAAAUUCGCUUUUCCCAGAAAGACCGGAUUCUCCAGACCCUUGCCCCAAAGGCUCUUUUUAGAGCCAUCCACGCUUUCUUAAAAAAGAGCUUGUUCGCUGUUAGCUUUGUUUAAUGUAGAAUUGGGCGUUGUAUCUCUUAGAAGUAAAUAAUUUGUGAGAAAC
Molecule: messenger RNA, 569 nt
Organism: Leopardus geoffroyi (Geoffroy's cat)
Lineage: Eukaryota; Metazoa; Chordata; Mammalia; Carnivora; Felidae
Product: histone H2B type 1-C/E/F/G/I
Exons: 1
Coding region: 29-409 (126 amino acids)
Cellular component (GO): nucleosome
Molecular function (GO): protein heterodimerization activity; DNA binding; structural constituent of chromatin
Source: RefSeq, a predicted model, not a curated record